Messenger RNA from Fundulus heteroclitus (mummichog), 2768 nucleotides. It is a transcript of the gene farsb, whose product is annotated as phenylalanyl-tRNA synthetase subunit beta. Gene Ontology annotation, biological process: translational elongation; phenylalanyl-tRNA aminoacylation. Gene Ontology annotation, cellular component: eukaryotic translation elongation factor 1 complex; cytoplasm; phenylalanine-tRNA ligase complex. NCBI's taxonomy places the organism in Eukaryota, Metazoa, Chordata, Actinopteri, Cyprinodontiformes, Fundulidae. Gene Ontology annotation, molecular function: translation elongation factor activity; RNA binding; ATP binding. The transcript is spliced from 18 exons. The record is from RefSeq and is a predicted model, not a curated record. Bases 82 to 2619 code for a protein of 845 amino acids.
UGAAUCAGGCACUGCUGCAGACAGCUACGCUUGACUAGAAGGGUCCUUUUCUCGCUGAGCUGGUUGGGAUUAGCAGCUAACAUGCCGACUGUCGGAGUUAAAAGAGACUUUCUCUUUAAUGCUUUGGGCAGAACAUACACUGAUGAAGAGUUUGACGAGUUGUGCUUUGAGUUUGGCCUGGAGCUGGAUGAAAUUACGUCAGAGAAGGAGAUAAUCAGCAGGGAGCAGGGCGACUCCAAGGCUUCGGGUGCCUCCGAUCUUAUUCUGUACAAGAUCGACGUACCCGCUAACCGCUAUGACCUGCUGUGUCUGGAGGGGCUCGUCCGUGGCCUGCAGGUCUUCAAGAACAAGCUGGAGGCCCCUCGAUACAGACGCGUGAGCCCGGACGGCGGGGAGCCUCAGAGGUUGAUCAUCACCAAAGAGACAGCAGCGGUGCGACCUCACGCCGUGGCCGCGGUGCUGAGGAACAUCACUUUCACUCAGGAGCGCUACGACAGCUUCAUCGAGCUGCAGGAGAAGCUGCAUCAGAACAUCUGCAGGAAGAGGAGCCUGGUGGCCAUCGGCACCCACGACCUGGACACCAUCUCCGGCCCGUUCACCUACACGGCCAAAGCUCCCGGAGACAUCUGCUUCAGACCGCUGAACCAGACCAAAGAGUACACAGCCACUCAGCUCAUGAGCCUCUACAAGACAGACAGUCACCUGAGGCAUUAUCUCCCUAUUAUUGAAGACAAGCUCGUGUAUCCAGUUAUCUACGACAGCAACGGCGUCGUCCUGUCCAUGCCUCCUAUAAUCAACGGGGACCAUUCAAAAAUCAGUUUACAGACGAAGAACGUCUUCAUCGAGUGCACGGCCACCGAUCUCACUAAGGCGAAGAUCGUGUUGGACAUGAUGGUGACCAUGUUCAGUGAGUACUGCGCACAGCCUUUCACGGUGGAGCAGGCUGAAGUGGUUUACCCGGAUGGAAAGACCUGCGUAUACCCCGAGCUGGCUUACAGGAAGGAGAAGCUGUCCGGCGAGUUCAUCAACAGAAAAGUUGGCAUUAGGGAGUCGACGGACAGAAUUGCUCAGCUCCUGACCCGGAUGUGCCUCCUCUCCCAGCCCACCGGUGUCGGCGACGAGAUCGAGGUGGAGAUCCCCCCCACCCGUCCAGACGUCAUCCACGCCUGUGACAUCAUGGAGGACGCCGCCAUCGCCUACGGUUUCAACAACAUCACCCGCACAACGCCACGGACCUACACUGUAGCCAACCAGUUUCCUCUCAACAAGCUGACAGAGCUGCUGAGACAAGACCUGGCAGCCGCUGGAUUCACCGAGGCGCUCAACUUUGCUUUGUGUUCUCAAGAAGACAUAGCAGACAAGCUUGGAAAAAAGAUCUCAGAGACUCGUGCUAUUCAUAUUUCCAACCCCAAGACUGCAGAGUUUCAGGUGGCGCGCACCACUGUACUGCCUGGCCUGCUGAAAACUGUAGCUGCCAACAGGAAGAUGCCCCUUCCCCUCAAACUGUUUGAGAUAUCUGAUGUGGUGCUGAAGGACGAGAGCAAAGACGUCGGGGCGAGGAACAGUCGGCGCUUCUGUGCCAUUUAUUACAACAAAACUCCGGGCUUCGAGGUGAUCCACGGCCUGCUGGACCGGACCAUGCAGCUGCUGGACGUGAAGCCGGCCCGUGGAGAGGGCUACCACAUCCAGGCUGCAGACGAUUCUACCUUCUUCCCGGGUCGCUGUGCUGAGAUCUUUGUCGGCAGGAAGAGCGUCGGACGCCUCGGAGUCCUCCACCCCGACGUCGUCAGCCGCUUCGAGCUGACCAUGCCCUGCUCUGCCCUGGAGAUGGACGUCGAGCCUUUCCUUGGCUUCACCGCUGAAGUCCUCCUCACACAUGACGUUCCCAUGCAGGAAACCUUUAAGCACCAGUUUCCAGCUCGCAGCCAAUCCCGGCCAGCCCUGCCGUCUCGCCCGCCCACCACCAAAACGGUGUUUGGUGACAUGAGCUCGCAGGCGGGCCUCGAAGCGCUCGACGGCUUCCUGGCCGACAGGAGCUACGUGGAGGGCUUCACGGCGUCCCAAGCUGACGCGGCGGUGUUCGACGCCAUCCCCUCUCCUCCCCCGCCGGCCUUCUGCCACCUCCGGCGCUGGUGGAGCCACAUCAAGUCCUUCCAGACGGAGAGAGCGCGUCUCCCGCCAGCCAAGAGUCAGUUCGUCCUCCCACCCGCUCCCCCCGCAAGCGACGCCGGCGAAGACGACGUGGACCUCUUCGGCUCCGACGACGAGGAGGAGAGCACGGAGGCGGCGAGGAUCCGGGAGCAGCGCCUCGCCGACUACGCCGCCAAGAAGUCCAAGAAGCCGGCGCUGGUCGCCAAGUCCUCCAUCCUGCUGGAUGUCAAGCCCUGGGACGACGAGACCGACAUGGCCAAGCUGGAGGAGUGCGUGCGCAGCGUGGUCAUGGAGGGCCUGCUGUGGGGGCAGGCCAAGCUGGUGCCAGUGGGCUACGGCAUCAGGAAGCUGCAGAUCGGCUGCGUGGUGGAGGACGAGAAAGUGGGCACGGAUCUGCUGGAGGAAGCCAUCACUGCCUUCGAGGAAUAUGUUCAAUCUGUGGACGUGGCAGCCUUCAAUAAGAUCUGAAUCACAGAGCGGGAUUACCUCAUGUGAGUCCGUGCAGGGGCUCUCCACAGACACUCAGGGGGCGCCACUGACCAGAGACCCCUUAUUCUUUGACACAAGUAUAAAACCUCCGUUGUUUGAAACUUCAAAUAAAAGCGUUGUGUUCGGUU